CACCUACUAAGAGUACACGUAAUCUCGUGCAAGUAUUGACUGAAUGAAAUAAAAUUGUUGUUCUUCUUGUUUACUUAAGGCAGAUUUUUUAUUGGGAAUGCAUUGUUUUGUUUGAUUUCAGCGUAAAAUGUAGCCACAUAGGGGAUAUUUCCUCAUGCUCUUUUGUCAAAAAGAUGGUCCAUUGUUAUUUUGCAGGUAUUGCUAGUGGACCUUUAUUCACUUCCUUUGGAUUUGACUAAAUUGAUAUUCACUUCUUUCAUCAAAUUUGUGCCGUACAAAACACUUAUGUAUUCGCUAGUUCAUAUGUACAUAUAACUUGUAAGUUGCAAAUCAUAUUCAAAUUUGUGUUGGUCCUGCCUACCUGUUGCUGAUGGUUAUGCCUCCAUCUAUAUUUACUUCAUCCCUAUUGAAAUUGAACGGCUAGCAACUACACUACAGUAUCUUUUUUAAGGAGUCACUGUCCAAAUCCAUCAAGUAAGGCACCGACUCUAUCCCUCGCUUGGGCGCUCUACUUGUUUUCUUUAUGAAGAACACGAAAGGAUCCAGAUUGUUGUAUUUUUGCAAAACUUCUACCACAGCCUGCAAAUGCAUGAGAUAAUCAAGUUCACUCUCGUGCCGACACUUGCUUGAGCCAAAAGCCACAGGCAUAAUAGUGCAGUAGACAGAAUUUCCACCGCUUCCUCGCUGGAAAUCAAUGUCCAACGGAACACCCCAUUUCUCCACCAAUAAGUCCCUUAGUUUGUAUCCAUCAAAAUCUAUUUCUUCUUUGUCUUCCUCGUCUUUCGAAGCAACCGCAGAUUGAAAUGCCUGUAGUGACAACGAUUCAUCGUCCUCGGACGACGAGGUCGACGGGUCUUGUCGGUUGUCGUUCGAAUUACUCGACCCGUAUUUUUGUUUGGCCUGUCGGAAGGAAGUCAACGAUAUAUCGCCAUCGUUACUCACAUCAUUCUUUUCCUUUUCGGCAGCAGCCUGCUUUCUUCUCGCUUUCAAAACCUUUCGCUCGGAGGGUCCGUACGUGCUAAAUUCAAUCACUUCCUCCCAGAGAUCGCCCAGCCAAUUUUUGCACGUUGUGCUCGAUGACGUCCUGAAACUCGGGAGCAAGUGGCUUCUUGUUGAAAACGCUGCGACGGGUUCCAAAGAAAGGGCGAUCCCAAUAACGAAAGGAACUAUUUUUGACCGAACAAAGUUCAUUGUUAGUAUUGUACACAUCCAAGGUGAUUUAGUUGCCGAUCACAACCAUGAAUAGUAGUGCGGCAAGUUCCGUACGUAGUUUCGUUUUGAUAAAAACCGAAGUUUCUUUUUGAGUUGGGUGAACAACUCGGUGAGCAUGAUUGAAAWUGAAUUGAAUUGAAUUGAAAUCGAGAUGACGAUUUUUUAGUCACGACUGACUUUCUUUUCAAUCACGCCAUAGGACACUACGUUUUGCACAUGUUUGUACCAGUACCGUAGGAUGUGGUGUUAGAGAGUACCAUAGAGAGCAGAGCGAAGGACAGAAACAGGACAUGUACAAACUACUGCUUUCACCUGUUGCACAAUUCGAAGAACAGCAAUUCGAAGAAUAGCAUCCACAUUGAAGAUGUGCUACAAAGAGAAACAGAUUAAAGUUGACAUACAGAGAUCAAAUCAGAAGUCGCUUUGUUGCCAUCGCAUAAUUACAGUCUAGUUGUACUAUCUUUCCGACCUAUUCAACUGGAGUUGCAUACCAGUUGAGCCACUCAUAGUCCUGCAAGGCAUCAUGGGCUCUAUCACACCACAUGGAAAUUGUUCCAAGCUCCAUCCAUUUAUACCCAUGGUCAACACAUUUUUUCCGUAGCUGUUCAAGAAGAAUAUCUGGGAUGGAUUUCCAGCCGGCCAAAUCUUUUGGAGUACCGCUUCGAGCACGCUCGGUAAGGAUUUCUACUGCUUGGAUGUUGUCGUCACAAAUUUCGACCAUGAUUUCUGAGACUGACUCAUUCUGUGCUUUGUCAAUCCAUGAUUGCAAAUUUGGCCGCGGAACUUCUAGCUUAGUGACCAAGAUUCCAAUCUUUUCGUCCGACGCAUUUGCAAGUUCUCUCCAAUUAUGUAUACCGCAGUCCUUCAUGAGUCGUGAAAUCCAAUUCGAUAUAUUGCCCCUCGUGUUGGAAUUGAUCUCGGGAAUGGAAGUUUCUAUGCAUUCUCGUAGCUCAUCCCGAUCAGGUUCUGGUGGAGUGGUCAGCGUCCAAGAUUUAUCGUUACCUCCAUCAUUUUGUCCACUCUUUUGUCCCUGCUGUCUACGAAGCCUCGCCUCUGCUGCCUGCGCCUGUCUUGCUUUGCGUUCUUCCGCAUGGUGGUCUUGAAGAUGUUCCAUCGCGUGCUCUACAGCUGCAACUACGUUUGAAGCUCGUUCGAAAUCUAUGCCCUCGUCCUCGUCCAUAGCCUGUCGUUUGUUUUCCAAGGCCUUUUCGGAUAGUUGUUCGGCACGCCGGCGCAAAAAGCUCCAAUUUAGAUCUGGUAAGAGUUGGCGAUACAUAUCGGGGACAUUGCUUAGCUCGGGAAACAAUUUGACACAGGACCAUAGAACUCGCGGUGAUAAUCGAGACAAAUUUUCAGGUCGAAGGGCUUCCUUAUUAGAAGCAUGUAUGCCUUCCAAAACCGCUUGCAAGACAUCCCGGGGGAUUCUGUCAACAAUUUCUUCCUCCUUUGUUUUGUUAACGCUGCCUCGAUAAAUUACUUUCAAGAGAUCGCCUCCGCCACUGCCACUGAGGUUCCUUUCGCCCGAGAAAUUGGUCAUCUGGUACGAACGAGCCUGAAUGGCUGCCAGUCGAGAAAAGGAACGGGUGGUUUCAUAGCUYGAGAGGACCACAUUUUUCAUACCCUUUCGAAGAAUUACCCCCAUUUGACMCUUGUCGUGCAAUGCACCCAUCAGGGCUGUGGACAUGUCGGUAGAGUGCUCACCCUUGCCGAGCUCUCCUCGACGUCGACGCAUAUCCGCCUGGCGACCAGCCCGUCUGGGAUUGGCAACCGUAGCUCCAUCGACCAAUCGGCGUCCAUCCCCAGCCGAAGCCGACAACUUUGUAGAUUUCGUUUUGUGUGGUCGUUGCUUUACGUUUUUGCCAGAGGGGAAAACGCCGCUCGUCGUAUUGAAGUUCUUGUUGCUACGCCCUCGUUUUUUACCGAUUGGAGCACUAUUCUUGAGGUACUCCUCUUGUGCCUUGAUCAUCGCAGGCAUAGAUUCUGUUGCCACUUUGGAAGCCGCGCGCUUCGAUCUGCGAGUGCCACUGCUGCUAGAUGGAGAACUCUGAUCAUUGCUGACUGGUUUGCUUUGAAUAUGGCUGUUUUUCUUGUUGCUUCCAUUUGUAUUGCAAAUCUUAACGUUUUGAGCAAAUUCUACUUGGACACGUUCUUGGUUCGAGACAAAGUUGGAAAUCGGGGUUGAACCAUCCGAUGGAAUGGGUCUCGGCGGAAAGCCACCUUUGAUACUUUCUACGGGAGCUCCGAAUUCCUUCGAAGCACUUUCAUAGAACUCUUUCGUAGAUGCCGUGGACGCAAGCGAAAUUACCUUUCGUCCUUGCCUAGAUUGGAGACAAAUACUCACUUUCGAUGCCAUAUCAGGUGCUUCUUUCCUAACUACAGUACUGUGCAGUGAACAUAUAGGGAUCGAGCUCCUUGAAGUUGGAACAAUACCAAAUCAACUUAUUUUUUGAUC
Molecule: messenger RNA, 3664 nt
Organism: Pseudo-nitzschia multistriata
Lineage: Eukaryota; Bacillariophyta; Bacillariophyceae; Bacillariales; Bacillariaceae
Source: the annotation of a GenBank genome assembly